Chlorocebus sabaeus (green monkey) is the source of this 1909-nucleotide messenger RNA. Lineage: Eukaryota; Metazoa; Chordata; Mammalia; Primates; Cercopithecidae. The record is from RefSeq and is a predicted model, not a curated record.
AUGUGGGGCCUGCUUCAAGCCUGGGACCGCAUGGAGCCUCCCCGGCUUCCUGGCAUUCUGAUCGACUGGCUGCGGAAGGCUACUCAUGAAGGACUUCACAAGCCUGUGUCUGCACCUGACCGUGGAGUGUGUGGACUGCACCUGCGGAGGAGGUUGGUGCCGCGGGCACAGGCUCCAGCUGCUGGGCAUCGCCUGCAUGGUCAUUCGCACCCGCUGGCGCUGGUGGACAGCAGAGAACAGGGUGACUUCUGCCUGGGGACAGUCAGGAUUCCUGUGGCCACACACAAACUGAAUGCUGGUGGCACUUGGGCCUUUGCAGACAUUUACAACACGUACAAGUAUGAGGACCUGGUGAGAAUGAUGGAUGAGAUCGUCUCCGCCUUGGAAGGGAAGAUUCGAGUCCCCACCGUGGUGGAUUACAAGGAGGUCCUGCUGGCGCUAGUCCCCGUGGAGCUGAGAACCCAGCACCUGUGCAGCUUCCUCUGCGAGCUCUCCCUGCUGCACACCAGCCUGUCCGCCUAUGCCCCAGCCCGCCUGGCUGCCGCAGCCCUGCUUCUGGCUAGACUGACACACAGGCAGACACAGCCCUGGACCACUCAGCUGUGGGACCUCACCGGAUUCUCCUAUGAGGACCUCAUUCCCUGCGUCUUGAGCCUUCAUAAGAAGUGCUUCCAUGAUGACGCCCCCAAGGACUACAGGCAAGUCUCUCUGACCGCCGUGAAGCAGCGAUUUGAGGACAAGCGCUAUGGAGAAAUCAGCCAGGAAAAGGUGCUGAGCUACAGCCAGUUGUGUGCGGCAUUAGGAAUGACACAAGACAGCCCCGACCCCCCGACUUUCCUCAGCACAGGGGAGAUCCACGCCUUCCUCAGCUCUCCCUCGGGGCGGAGAACCAAACGGAAGUGGGAGAACAGCCUCCAGGAGGACAGGGGCAGCUUUGUUACCACCCCCACUGCGGAGCUGUCCAGCCAGGAGGAGACGCUGCUGGGAAGCUUCCUUGACUGGAGCCUGGACUGCUGCUCUGGCUACGAAGGCGACCAGGAGAGCGAGGGCGAGAAGGAGGGCGACGUGACAGCUCCCAGUGGCAUCCUCGAUGUCACCGUGGUCUACCUGAACCCAGAACAGCAUUGCUGCCAGGAAUCCAGUGAUGAGGAGGCUUGCCCAGAGGACGAGAGACCCCAGGACCCACAGGUACCAGCGCUGGAUACCCAGAUCCCUGCAACCCUAGGACCCAAGUCCCUGCUCCGCACCAGCCCGGAGCCAGGGAAAGACGUCACGACCUCAGGCUACUCCUCCGUCAGCACCACGAGUCCCACAAGCUCUGUGGAUGGUGGCUUGGGGGUCCUGCCCCGACCUACCUCAGUGCUGUCCCUGGACAGUGACUCGCACACACAGCCCUGCCACCAUCAGGCCAGGAAGUCAUGUUUACAGUGUCGUCCCCCAAGUCCCCCCGAAAGCAGUGUUCCCCGGCAACAGGUGAAACGGAUAAACCUAUGCAUACACAGUGAGGAGGACACGAACCUGGGCCUUGUGAGGCUGUAAGUGUGUCAGCGCAUUUGCCGCAGUGGAUGUGUACUGAGGGGGCUGGAGGCGAGGGGUGGGAGCACAGCAUAGGAAUGCUGUGUAGAUCCCGGAGGCCUUCGCACAGAGAGCAGAGAGGGUAACUUGUGGCCACCAAGUUUCUUUCUCCGCGGGAGUCCCGUGCAAGCUAUGAGAAUGUUGAAAUGAGAGUGAAGAGGUCAGAUCCCUCUCUUUGGAAAGUUUAGCCUCAAAGCAGUUGGCCGCACUGCAUGGAGGGCACCUCUCUGUCCCUUCCAUGUCUCACUGUCUCUAGAAGCUUCAGCCCAUGUGUGUCCUGGUCUUCCCAGCCCCAACAGAGCCCAGUGCCAGGAGCUGACAGCUUUCACGCUCG